Messenger RNA from Culex quinquefasciatus (southern house mosquito), 3075 nucleotides. RefSeq lists its product as uncharacterized. Bases 1063 to 2388 code for a protein of 441 amino acids. The transcript has 8 exons. Gene Ontology annotation, molecular function: protein binding. The record is from RefSeq and is a predicted model, not a curated record. Lineage: Eukaryota; Metazoa; Arthropoda; Insecta; Diptera; Culicidae.
CUUCGGCAGUCAACACAAAACAUUCUUCAUCUGAGAGCGUUUCUUUCUUUCUAAAAAAAACCUCUAAAUUUCCUGGUAUAGUCUCUGUAUCCUUUCCCUUCCGGUAGUGAAAACAGUUUAGUUUACAGUUUUCCAGCGUGUGAAGUACCUUAAAACUGUGAGUGAUUGUGAAAUUUUACGCAAGAAAAAAGUACGAAACUCCAACCACACAGUCUCAGUUGGCCAUUGCAAUUCCUGGCGCGUCACGCGCCCCCUCCCACCUGCAGAAAUUUUCCGCGAAAGAAAAGGAAAAAAGCGCCACUCACACGCACACGCUUGUUUUCCUUCAUCCCCCCCAAAAAAUCAAAACAAUCGAACUCACAAACACAAAGGUGCGUACGCCGCCGGUGCGAAUUCUCUCACCCUCUCGCAGAGAGUGAGAGAGCAGCGCGCGCCCGAGGAAAAUUGAAAGAGCGAGAAUUUUUCGUCCUGGUCGCGAAAGCAACAGGAAGAAGUUCGAGUUUGGAGCGCGCGACGGGAAAAAUUCAGUCACUCUCAGUUGGCCGUGCAGUUUGGACGCUUUCCUCUGGAGGGGAGCUUUCGAAUUUCCGUUUGACGUUUUGGGUGAGUGCGUGGAGUCGCGUGGUGUUUUGUUUUGAAAACAAAAAAAUCGGCGAGCGCGAAACGAACGGAGAGAUGUUCGUCCUAGUAGGCGCGCUUGUGUUGGUGUGUACCGUAGUGGGGUUUGCACAGUGAAAACGAAGGAAAAUCGUCAAUUUCCCGUUGAUUGGCCAGCUUGGAUGGUGCGAUUUUGACAGUGUUUUGUGCAAGUGAGCCGUCAGCAGGAGCCAGGCUGUUGUAUAAUCAGUUUGAUAGUUGGAAGCGAACGUGUUUGGUCGGUUUUUCCUCAGCCAACUUGGAUGGAAAUUUUGCGCUGAACGCGGCUCUGUCUCGAAAGGAAAAGCCCUCUGCAAUAUGAUCUACAACCAGUGGCCAAGGGUGAAAGUGUGAAGCGCCUCGUCGACGUCGUCGCUCUUCCGACGUGGAAAUCCGAGCAGGCUGCGAAAACAAUAUUAUGGAAUUAUGUUUGCCGAACGGAGCCUCCUGAGCUGUUUAUAUAAUACCCUGAUUUUCAUGCAGCCAGUCCUCUACGUGACGCGUUCGUUUGGUGUGAUUUACGACGAGUACGUCGUGGACCAGGGCAAAAAUCUGACGCUACAAUGUAAGUCACCCUAUCCGGUGAUGUGGGUGCACGCGGGCCGCCGGGACGGCGAUUUCCAGCAGUUUCAGAACGACGGCUCCCUGCAGCUGAUCAACCUGACGGCCAAAGAUGGCGGUCUGUACACGUGUUCCGAGAUGGUUCCGACGUUCACGACGGUCCAACUGUCCAGCGAAUCGCUUCCGGAGGACGACUCCGACAACAGUACCGCAGACAGCGGUUUCGUGAUCUUCAGCACGGUGGCGCGCAACGAAUCGUCCAACAGUUCCAGUGAAGACCUUCCGGCGGCGUCCACGCCCCAGUUUGACAGCACUCCGGACCGGUACGUGGAGCUGCGGCGGGUUCACGUCAAGGUCCGGACUUCGCCGUUGGCGGUGUCAAAUUUUUUCGUGCGGGCGUCCACCAUCAUUGCGGUGCUGGUGUGGGAAGUGCUGCCGAACCGGACCGGCGGAUACGCGAUCCGGGAUUUUACGGCGGAAAUGCGAAGGCUCCGGAUGACGGAAGAGGAUCCGGAGGAACGCUGGGAGACGAUCGACCCGAGGCACAUUAGUCCGAAUGCGCGCCAACUGGAGAUCUACCACCUGAUCCCGAACACCACGUACGAGUUCCGGAUCUGGGCGAACAACGCGCUCGGUUCCGGCGAAAUCGUCACCAUCACGGCCACCACCACGCCGGACAUGGAGGAGAAAGACCUGAUUCGGCGGAUCAUGGUGGACGCGCAGAACUUUGACACCCGCGUCUGGAUCGCGGCCGUCGCCGUCGUCAUGGGAACGUUGGUCAUCCUGUCGCUGGGGACGUGCAUCGUGCUGUAUAAGGAGUGCCGCGAGCCAAUCGAAAAAGAAGAGGAGCUGGACAGUUUGGAGCUGGUGCCAAACAUCAUCCUCAAUCCGGGCUUUUGCGACUCGGACGACCAGGGCCAGAACCCGCUGAUGCCGCCCCUGCCGCGGACACUGGCCUUCCUUCCGGUGGGACCGCCCCGGCCCCGGAAUCAACCGCUGGCGGCACGGCGGGCCAGCUCGUACCACCAUCCGUCGUCGACGUCCUACAGUGGCAACCGGUACUACAGUAACGGCCCCAACGGCGGCGGCGCCGAUGAUGACGACGACGACGACGAUUCCGACGUGGAACCGAUGACAUUCAGCCGCCGGAUGUCGAUCUUUUUCACCGGUAACACGAUCAAGCGAAUUUGAGUGAAGGUAUUCCCGGAGGAUUCGGCCAGGUUCUACUAGGAACGAGUGAAAAACGGGUCGGAGCUGGCAAAACGAAAAGGGUUCUUUCUAGUAAGUCUGAGACAUUCCAAAGUUAUUGUUUCUUGCGCAGCAGAGGUGUCACCGCUUGUCAUGCGCGCCAGCAAGAGAAUGAGAUUCUAUCGGAACGAACGGAAAAACGGAACGCUUUUUGGUCUAGGAAUUCUUCGGGAAAACGAGACAAAAUAACUCACUAAACACUAAACACUACAACGCUUUUCUCUGCCGGAAAUGCAUCAGCGUGCAAAACAACAACACUGAAACAAAAGAACAACUUUGUUUUAAUUUUUUGACAGUUGGUUCUCGUACGCGCGUUGGCAGCGCCGCCACGCGUUGAAGCUUCCUACUACAAAACUCGACUUAAUUUUGUGACACUUUUUGAAAAUCACACACAAACAAGAUAUUUACGUUCGUUGUAGAGAGCGAGCCGCCAGCGUUUCCUCUGAUAUUUUGUCUAAUCGCUAGGAAUACGUGAAAUGAAAUGUGAUAAAUCGGAUUAGGAUUUUAGGUGGAGAAAGAAAAAUCGAUUGGUACAAUAAUACAUAAAAUAUUCCGACGCCGUGUUAGAGCCAACUUGAACAAAAUGCACUGUUAAAAUGUAGCUUUUGUAAUAAAAAGAAACACGAAAAA